AUGCGCCCAGACGUCAGUCUUCAUACAUACCAUUCCUCUAUUACAGAGCCAAAUGCAGGCAACGCGACUGUCUCUCAGAACGUCCCGACGGCGGUAAACCACGACGAUCAUCCAGAACUUGCUGAAAGUGGCGGAACUGACAAAAAUCAACCGAAACGCAUCCGCCGACAAGAAUGGGACAAGCACCGAAAGACCAUACAUGAACGCUACCCCCUGAUGACAUUGCCAGAACUGAAAGACUUCAUGGAGCAUGAGCACAAUUUCAGCGCAAGUACACAGCAGUGGAAAAAGAAGUUGGCCGAAUGGAGACUCUCAAAGAAUCUGACGAAGCGGAUGACACAAUUCAUCAGGAAAAAAGGCCGCGAAAGAUUACUUGCGAACAAGAAGACGGCCUUCCGUCUCGGUGGGCAGGAAGUACCAAUUGACAAAAUCAAACGUCACAUUCAAACCGAGCGCGCUCACAAUGGGACCCUGGUUCCUGACGAUGCACCUAAGUCUACCUCAACCAGCGCGCCGACCGGGCUCUCAUAUUACACGCAGCAGACCAAUCGGAGUGAGAGCGAUCCAGUUUCCAUCUCAAGAGCCGGUUCGCCAGCUGGUUUGCCAGUCGAUUCGCCAGCCGCUGAUACUCCAGGCAUCAGCGAUACCCCUCAAGGCUCCCUGAGAAUGGCCUUCUGGUCAGGGAACGGCAAAGACCUAGACGGGUUGCUGGCUGACUCGCAGCUGGCAAUUGAUCUCACUAAGAAGGGAGAUUAUAAAGCCGCCAAGCCCCUCUUCCUGGAGAGUAUUGAUGGACUCACAUUUCUGCUGUCACCCUGUCACCACGAAACUCUUAGGGUCCUCGAAGAGUUCGUGAAAGCAGCCAUGUCGAACCGCGACGAUCACUCUGCGACGGAACGAAUGCACAAAUCCUACCAGGAACACAAGCAGAAGUUUGGAAUGGAACACCCAAAGACUUGGCAAAGCCUAGCUCAUCUAGGAAAACUGUACCGUCGACAGACGCUCACCGGACAGGCGUCUCACAUGCUCUUUAACGCCAGAAAUGGUCUACUGGAGGCAACGUCUGCCAACCCAGAAUACAGCUUCAAUGCUACGCACUGGAUUUCGAGUGAACUCGUCGAAAUUGAGCUUGAAAUUGGCAACUUGGAAGGUGCCGAGGAAGAAUCAUUGCGACACAUCAGACUAGCUGAGAGUCUCGGUGCUGCCUAUGAACGUGAGGCCGCUUUGCUGAAACAUAACCUUGCGCAUCUGUACCAUAGGGCAGAUAUGAAAGAUGUCGAACAUGCGCCUCUACAUAGCCGCCGAGCAAGAAUCGAAGAUCUAUUGCUGGAUCUUAUAUCAUCGAACAAGCGAAAGGUCAUAGGUUUUGAGAAGGCGUACUUGUGCUCUUGGGAGCAACUGCGCUAUCUUUAUACAUCGACAGGCCAAAUAAGCAAACUGGAGUCUUUCCUCAUACGAAUCGAAGACUUCCUUGAGACAUUUAAUCCACGCGAUAGCGGUGUGCUGGGAAAGUGGAUGGAGCUCACCAAGGGCAUUGUCGAUUCGUACACACUGUUAGAGCAGCCGGAAAAGGCGUCUGAAUGGCUCCAACGACGGCAAGACCAUAUCGAACGAUCUGCCUUUUAUGGCGCGCAGUCUGCCGCGGCGCUGUCGAACAUGAUGCAUUUUGCAUCUGCAUAUCUCCAAAACAAGGAGCGCGACAAGGCUAUCAGCUGGCUUGAAAAGGCACAGAGCCUGGCCAAGGAUAUUCUUCAUCCGGAACAUACUUUUCAUUCUCAUGUGUCCCGAGCCAUCAGCGAUGGGGUCCUGGAUGGAUCGCUAUGUUUAAUAUGCCUGGUUAAUCCAGGCUCUGAAAGGUCAGCUAGGCGGCCGGGAGAGGCACUAGAGGACCUAUUUGAACGGUGGCUUCACGAGAGAGGCCACGCCAGGACCAUCGAUGCAGAGGCUCAGACCAGGGUCGACCGACCACGUGACUCACAGUUAGAGGUUCCGGUCUACACCAUUGACGACGAUUGA
Messenger RNA from Pestalotiopsis fici W106-1, 2016 nucleotides. RefSeq lists its product as uncharacterized. Gene Ontology annotation, molecular function: protein binding. The record is from RefSeq and is a predicted model, not a curated record. The transcript is spliced from 3 exons. NCBI's taxonomy places the organism in Eukaryota, Fungi, Ascomycota, Sordariomycetes, Amphisphaeriales, Sporocadaceae. The coding region runs from base 1 to 2016 and encodes 671 amino acids.